UAUCAUUACCGCGUUAUUAUUACCUAUUUAAUUGAAACGCCUCAUUGACACAAACUGCAUCGUUUUCUUUCGUCUUUUUAUAUCUACGCCACCAAAAACGAUGCCGAUGAGAUGUGGAGGUACUGGCCCACCAGCGGAUGCCGACGAAAAAAUUCAGAAGCUCUGUGAUCACGUAAAGGCCAGUGCAGAGGCAAAAGCAGGGAAGACUUAUGAUGUUUUCGCAGCCAAGAGCUACACGAAGCAGGUAGUGGCCGGGACCAACUACUUCAUCAAGGUCCAUGUGGGAGGAGACGAACAUGUUCACCUCCGUGUUUACGAAAAACUCCCAUGUCAUGGAGGAGAAAUAGAGCUGAGUAAUAUGCAACACUCCAAGAGCCACCAAGACCCUAUUGAGUACUUCUAAUGGGAUCCUAAACCAAACAAAGCAUCAGUGCCUACAGGCUGCCAUCUCAUUAUAAUCAGUUCUGAUCAAAUUAUCCUUUUUUAAUUAUAUAAAACAAUGCUUCAUGCAGUUCCCUUUUCUAACAUGUUAUAACAGACUGUGUCAUACUGUAGAUCAUGUAAAGAGUAUGUCAAAAUGGAACUAUGUUUUACAAGAUCAGGGUUAAAUGUUAAGGGUUUUUCUUUUUACUUUUUUACUUGCCCAACAUACAUUUUUACUGGCCCCUAUACAAAUAGUUUUUUAUUAGUGGUUAUCAAAUAAUGACACAAGACUCAAGUAAAUUGUUGUAUUUGAUCUUAAUUUACAAUGUAUAAACACAUCACGAACAGUG
This is a messenger RNA of Sander lucioperca (pikeperch), 773 nucleotides long. Its product is annotated as cystatin-B-like. The transcript has 3 exons. Gene Ontology annotation, cellular component: cytosol. Gene Ontology annotation, molecular function: cysteine-type endopeptidase inhibitor activity. The record is from RefSeq and is a predicted model, not a curated record. The coding region runs from base 101 to 403 and encodes 100 amino acids. Lineage: Eukaryota; Metazoa; Chordata; Actinopteri; Perciformes; Percidae.